AUGUCCUACUACUUCACGAUCCUCUCCCCGACGGACGUCCCCUUGUUCAACAUCGCCUUCGGCACAUCCAAGUCCGGGGGCGACGGGAUCGCUCGUUUCCGAUUCCCGGAUACAGCGCAGUACAUGAACCAGUUUAUUAUCCAUUCGAGUUUGGAUAUUGUUGAGGAGGCGCAGUGGAUGAAUGGGAAUAUGUACCUAAAACACAUCGACACCUACCCCCCCGCAUCAGCAUACAUCUCCGCCUUCUUGACUCCCUCCGGGGCAAGAUUCCUUCUUCUGCAUCAGCCGCCUCAAUUAGCUUCGAAUAGCGGUCAGGGGGCCGGUGGGAGUGGUUCGAUGGGCGGGUCGAUGUCCGGGUCGUUGUUGUUGGGGUCUGCGGGCGGGUCGUCGCGCGCGUCGGCGAGCUCGAUAGCUAAUAAUCCGACGUCGCCGCAGACGGAGGAGGCGGUGCGGCAAUUUAUGACGGAGGUGUAUGAGAAUUAUGUGAAGACGGUGAUGAGUCCGUUUUAUAGGCAGGGGAUGGAGAUUAAGAGUCCCGUGUUUAGGGGGAGGGUUACGGCUGCGGGGAGGAAGUGGUUAUAG
Molecule: messenger RNA, 582 nt
Organism: Aspergillus luchuensis
Lineage: Eukaryota; Fungi; Ascomycota; Eurotiomycetes; Eurotiales; Aspergillaceae
Gene: TRS20
Product: TRAPP subunit TRS20
Exons: 2
Coding region: 1-582 (193 amino acids)
Biological process (GO): endoplasmic reticulum to Golgi vesicle-mediated transport
Cellular component (GO): TRAPP complex; nucleus; cytoplasm
Source: RefSeq, a predicted model, not a curated record